This is a messenger RNA of Egretta garzetta (little egret), 5729 nucleotides long. It is a transcript of the gene MRPS27, whose product is annotated as mitochondrial ribosomal protein S27. The coding region runs from base 1112 to 2284 and encodes 390 amino acids. The record is from RefSeq and is a predicted model, not a curated record. Gene Ontology annotation, cellular component: mitochondrion. Lineage: Eukaryota; Metazoa; Chordata; Aves; Pelecaniformes; Ardeidae. Gene Ontology annotation, molecular function: protein binding. The transcript has 11 exons.
GGGGUCUUGGCCUUCGCCUUUCCACACGCGUACAUGUGUGCAAAAUGGGAGACAGCUCUGAGAGCGGCGUAUCGCUAGCAUGCGGUGCGGGAGACGAUUCUUAAUUUGCUUUUUGUAGAUGUUCCACCGUGCCGAUUUCAUAGCUCGGUACCUUAGGACCUCCCUUUUCCGGUCACGGCAACCCACAGGGAGUUGUAUGGGGGCCGCCAAACCCGCGGCAGUAAGUCUUCAGCAAAAGCUAAUAACUCGGGUGACAGAAGCACAACCAAGACCGAUGCUUUUGAAAAACCACUUUUCCAGAAAUCCUGACCUUUGGGAAGAACUGAGCUCCCUAACGUUUACUUAAAGCGUGGUGAUGACGGGUAACUUCAUUGUGCCUUUUCAGUGUCCCCGAGCAUGAAUUUCUCCGUGCUGCUUCCUGGUAGCUAGAUGCCCAUAUCUCAAAAACGCCGCCCUUUGCUCUGGCACUGGAGCUGCUCAGCGGAGAACCGGCCUGAAGACCUCAAACCUGACUUCCAGCUUACCAGAGCAAUGCACUGGCAUACAGACAGUUGCUUGUGCUAUGGAAAAUAGUUCUUAAAAGCCUCACGCUUGCUACUGGCAUCCUUAUCUGUGAAUGAACAUACAGAAGUUUAUCCUAAAAAAACCAAAACAAAACUCCAGAUCUCUUGUGUGCCUCUCUUAGCAACAUAAUGGAAAAUAGCUUUAAAAGAGACCCCAGCAACCAAACAAAAAUACCUCUUUUUCUUAUUUUCUAACGGUUUGAUAAAGCAUUGUGCAUAUUCUGACUGUGGAAUUCCAUGUACCAGCUCUUUUUGACAAAAAUUUGCAAAGAUGUUCAGAGCUGGAUGUGUGUGUAUAACUGCAUGGCAGAAGGUUGAUAAGGAGAAAAAUUGCCUCACACCCAAGAAUAACAAACUUACUGUGGUAGCAGAUAGGUUUUCAGAUAAAGGCUUUAAGAUAGUUGUUAAGAAUUGUGUGUAGUGUAGUAAUGUCUAUUUUUAGAAUAUUUCCUGUUUCUUAACAUUAAUUUCUGCAGCCUUCUGCAUAUAUUUCUAUAUCUUAUCCAGAUGUUCCUCGUGCACCUUCAAGGCUUCAUCAUCUGUGAGUGAUGCGCAAACAUGGUAGAAGAUCUCUUCUUUCUGUGGCCUAUGUGGACAGCUCAAAAUGGGAACAGAGGCAAAAAGAGGAGCAUAGCCUGGCUGACUUAGCCCACUUGAUGGACAGAACCUAUGAAAGAAAGCUGCCUGUCAGCUCUUUGACAAUAGCCCGGUUUAUUGACAACAUUUCUUCACGAGAGGAAGUGGAUCAAGCUGAAUAUUACCUUUACAAGUUUCGGCAUAGUCCAAAUUGCUGGUACUUGAGAGACUGGACCAUCCACAGCUGGAUCAGACAGUGCUUAAAAUAUGGUGCACAAGACAAAGCCUUAUACACAUUAAAAAACAAGGUUCAGUAUGGAAUUUUCCCAGAUAAUUUUACAUUCAAUAUUUUGUUGGAUUGUUUUAUAAAGCAGAAGAAGUAUGAAGAUGCUAUGUCAGUAGUAACAGAGAUCAUGCUGCAAGAAAGUUUUGAUGAAUACUCAACACAGCUUCUUUCUCUCUAUGUUUUAUACCAGUACCUGGCAACCAAGUCUGAACAUACGUGGGAAGAGGAGAGAAAUCUUGGAGCAUCACUAGUGCUUACGGGCUUAAAGCAAACAAGCACUGUGGGCUUUAGCUCCCAGCUGUAUGGCUAUGGAUUCCUUGGGAAAGUGGAGUUGAAUAAAGGGCUAAGAGCUGUAUACAAUCUAAUGCCACUGAUGUGGACACCUGGAUACUUGAAUAGAGCCUUGCAAGUGAUGGAGAACGUGGCUUCAUUGUCAGGGGACAGCAAAAUCUGCAAAGAAGCUAUUGAUGCUCUGGAGACCAUUUUUCAGUCUGUCCUUGAGGCAAAACCUGGUCCAGAAUCAUCUGAAGAAGUCAAGAAAUUAGAGCAGAAGUCACAGUGUGCAGAAUCAGAAGAAACAGAGCAGUCUAAAGCACCUGAAUACUACAGCCGAUUCAAGGAGCUGUACUCUAAGCUGCAUUCACUUGGCAAGGUUGAAUCUGAAAGCCUGUUAACCCUGACCACCCAGCUUGUCAAGGAAAAGCUGCCAGCAUGUGAAGUGGAAGACAUUGCAAAACACGAGCAGAAGCUAAAGGAGUGGGAGCAAGAACAAGCACUUCUCACAGAGAGAGAGAGAGAGAUGAGAGAAAAGGCUAAGCAGGAAAUGGAAGCUAGGAAGCUAGCUGAAGCAUCUGCUUAGUACUGGAACUCAAAGACUACCAGAGUGGUAUGCAUUCCUCUGUCAGCGAACUGAAGUGCUCACCCGUAUUAAUGUUUCACUUCAAUCCUGCUGCAAGUGUGACAAUAUGUAACUGCUAUAUGCAAAUUAAACUUUUCCCAUUUUGCCUGUUUCCUGAAGUAAAGCGCAUGUGGUUUAGAAAUCUUCAUCCUGUAUAUGAUAUAUUUUCCUCCUGCCAUCAGCUAGGCAGCGGGUGGGAUGGAGGCAACACAAAGAAACAAAGGCAUAAGAAGUAGCUUGCCUGUGAUGAAAGGUGUAGAGGGUGGAAGGAACAAAAGAAGAGGGAAGAAUUUCAAACACAAGUUGUUUCAGUAGGGGUUUCUCACAGAAAGAAUGCCUUGGCUACUCUGAACUUCAGAUGCUAAGAGGAUUAACGUAUAUUGGUUGCUUUUUCUUUCCCAACCCAUUUGGAAAAUUCAGGGUACUAUACAUGGAGUUGGAAGCCUAACUGGUCUGUUUUUAAAACUACUUUAAAGAGGUUCAGCCUAGCGAGUUAGCACUUGUACAGUCACUCAGAUGUGCUUUUCCUGUAAGGAAGUUAGAAAUUUCUGAGUUUACGAGUGCUGCUUUGCUCCAUUUUUAAGGUCAGUAGAGAAACAUGCACAAUCACCUCAGGACACACCGAGGAGUCUCAUACUGCAGUGCAGUUUCCUUUUAUAUUCUGGGUGCUGUUUCAUAGGGGUUUUGACCUAAUUCCCUUCUUGUCUCAGCUGUGUACAUGGUCCCAUGCCCCAUUUUUCAGAUCAGUAAAACAAUGUAGCUAUUCACACAGAGCACAAGGAAAGGGCAAGGGAGGAAAGGAUCAUCGUGCGCUGGCUGUGGGCUGCAUCAGCAUCCAUCCCUGCUUACAUUCCCCAUCACCCCUGAAUCUCAUCAGCUGCAGCCAGCAACUUUAUGCAGCUCAUGGCAGGAUAAAUUCCUUGAAAAUAGGGAGACCCUAGCAACAGCUCUGCUGUAUGGGAGCUUGUUAUGGCAACAACAGCGUUGUCUCACUGUGCUUUACCACAGGGUCUGAUAAGCAUUUCCAGUUUUAUCAUGCACCUGUCCAGUCUUAGAGUGCUAAAACUCCCAUCACAUAUUCACUGUGCAUCCAAUGAGAACACACUGCAAAUCUGUGAAGUGAACUUGUUUUAAGUGUAGGAAAACACCUUACUACGUGCACCACAUGCCUCUCUUAUUCCCAGCAAAUGCACUCAGAGCCUGAUGGCUCUUUCACAUCCAAGAACUUGGCAGUAAGGUCCUUCACCCCAUCUUGUCAAGCAAGCCUCAUAGUUUCACCCAUGCUGCAGCAAGAGAAUGCUGUCUCCAGUAUGUGAGUGAUUUUGUGGCUUGGCCUAACUAAACCAGCAGUGAACUUCCCUGGGCAACUUUCUCAAGUCUGAAGUUUUUUUCCUUUUUCUUGGUCUAAAUACUUUCUGAUUACUAGAAGUUAGGGAGCCUUAAGGGAGAGUAGGAGGCUAAAUGCACUCCUAGAACAGUUUCUUCAAAACUGGUGGCUUUAAAAAGGUCAUCGCUCUUAGUCCAGCCACAGGAGAACAAAGUGUCCCUUCCCUGACCACGUAUGUCAGUUCUUCAGUAUCGGAAAACAGCUUGUACAUCCAAACGUUAACUAUCACUCCUGCAUCCUGAUUCCCUUCUCAGCUUCUCUCUGCAGACACCAUUUCUCCCUCCUGGGAUCUUCUCUACACCAGCACAAUUUUAAGACCCUCCUUGCUGACACACCGCCUCUGGCCGCUGCAGCUGCCUGACCCUGUUGCUUACGAGACACUGUCUGGCCAGGCCACAAUGGGCACUGCCAUGUUUCUCCUUGUUUCGUGUUAGCAUCCAUUUCUUGGCAGCACAAGAAGCCUCACCUCCGCCCUCCCUUGCCCUGCCCAGCAGACAGGCCAGGCUCCUAAUGCUAAUUGAGCUCCAGCAAGCUGCCAGCUGCCUUGCCCCCCGCUCUCGGAGAGCACGCUUCACUUCCCCUACAGCAAACCUCCCUUUCCAGUUAUUUAGACUUAAUUAUUACAGCAACAGGAGAAGAAAAUCCUCUUCUAAGCUCCAAGUAGCCUGUUGAUGAAUAUUACAGGUUGCCUCCUUGUUUUACCCCAGGGGUUAACUUUCAGACUGUGGGGUUUGAAUGCUUGGAUCCUGGUCCAAAGACUAAACAUACGCAGUGUAGAUACAACCUUUCUCUGCCUUCCUCCAAAUCUCCUCCGUAUCCCCCUCUGCCCUUGGGAGAGGGGGGUUUCCCUGCCAAAUACUUUGCAGGUGGCAAAGCAGAUUCCUGGGGCGAGAUGAAGGACACCAAACCCUAGACCUGUAGCAGAGGGUCCAGACCAUUUGUGGCUUAAGAAGCCAAAAGUUUUGCCAAGCCCUCUCAUUUAUCUUUCCCCCUGGUAUCAACCCUGAGUGAGAAACCACUUGUGACACUUCCACAGGCUGGGCCAGCUGCACACCAGGGCCCCUCCUCCCACCCUCUCAUGCCCCAGCCAAGUAUUUCCAUGGCCUAGUAGCCUCCUUCUUGCUUCUCCCCACCCCAGGCCUCACCACUCUCACUCAGUUGCAACCAGCUUCCAGAGCAGUGUUUUCUCACCUAGCAAAUCCUCAGGUUGCCCACAGGGCUUCCUGCACCCCCUUGAAUUCUCCAGCAGUCCUCAUCGCUGCUUCUCCUUUGACCUCACCCUUGAUGCCCUUCAAGUUCCCCCCGUAGUAUGUCCUCUCACAUUUAUUUAUUCCCCUUCUCCAAGGAGGCCAGCCGUGUCUCUUUGCUCCUCACCCUCAUCUCAGGCAGCAGCGUGCCCCCAGCUCUGCGGACAGCAAGCAGCCCGGGGUCUCAAGUGCUCGGGCACCCUGAGGUGUGAGGCCCCUGGACACAGCUCAGUCUUAAGAGGCUGGAAACAGGAAUUAGCAACUGAUGCCUGAGGGAGGGGAGGAAGGUACGCUCCUCUUGGGUGCUCUCCCACCUGCUAGCUUUGAGCAAGGUCAACAGCGAGACAGACAAAUUGUGAGACGAGGUAAUUCACAGACAGGUGCUGCUCGGGCACGUGCUUGGCUUCCUAAGGGAGACAUGGACGGUAGCUUUCCACCACAAACGCAGCAGCAUGAAGAGUCAACAGAGUAUCAACUAACUCAGCUUGGCUUACCUGCUUUUCUCCUUUUCACUCCAGGAAAAGUAAGAUAGACUUGACUGCUCGCCCCCUUGCAUAAAUCACAUAGCACACACAACCUGUUUGUCAGCUGCUUGCUGGAUUACUCUUAGAAGUUUGAAGACCACUUGUAAGCAACACCUAGGAGUGAAACUGGGCCGCAGGUAGUCAAAAGCCCAUCAGUGCAGAUGCCUGCAGCUUUGUGUGCACUCCUGUGAUAGCCAUCACCCGCUGUGAGGCAGCUGGCUGCCUUUAGAAGAGGGGGCAGAGAAGUC